UAGUCUUCUGAUCUUCUGUGCCCUUGCUCUCUGCAGGAGAUGAAUGGGGUGCUGAAAGCCAUGCUGUCAGAGUGGUUUUCUUCGGGCUUCCUGAACCUCGAAAGGGUCACCUGGCAUUCACCCUGCGAAGUACUUCAGAAGAUCAGCGAGGCCGAGGCCGUGCAUCCAGUGAAAAACUGGCUGGAUAUGAAGCGCCGUGUGGGGCCCUAUAGGAGGUGUUACUUCUCUUCUCACUGCUCCACCCCUGGCGACCCCCUGAUUGUUUUGUAUGUGGCGCUGACCAGUGACAUCACCAACAACAUCCAGGCCAUCGUAAAGGAUUGCCCUCUUUCGGAGACAGAGGACAAGAACAAGAUUGCUGCGGCCAUCUUCUACUCCAUCAGCCUGAUCCAGCAGGGACUGCAGGGUGUGGAGCUGGGAACGUUCCUCAUAAAGCAGGUGGUCAGGGAGCUGCAGAAGGAGUUCCCUCACCUGGGGGCGUUCUCCAGCCUGUCGCCCAUCCCCGGCUUCACCAAGUGGCUUCUGGGGCUCCUGAGCCUGCAAGCCAAGGAGCACGGGAAGAACGAACUGUUCACAGACUCGGAGUCCAGGGACAUCGCCGAAGCCACGGGCGGCCCCGCUCACGAGACCCUCAGGGCCUACCUGAGCAGCAACGAGUGGGUGAAGUCGGCGAAGCUGGUUUGCGCGCUGCAGGCGCCCCUCAUGAGGCUGUGUGCCUGGUACCUGUACGGUGAGAAGCACCGCGGCUACGCCCUGAACCCUGUGGCCAACUUCCACCUGCAGAACGGGGCCGUGCUGUGGCGCAUCAACUGGAUGGCGGACAGCAGCCCCAGGGGCCUCACCAGCUCCUGUGGCCUCAUGGUCAACUACCGCUACUUCCUGGAGGAGACGAGCACCAACAGCGUGGCCUACCUUGGCUCCAAGACCAUCAAAGCUUCCGAGCAGGUCCUGGGCCUGGUGGCCCAGUUCCAGAAGCACAGCAAGCUCUGAGCCUGCCCCCAGGGGCCGCCCCCAGGACAGGGCGUGUUGUGGGUGGGACCUACCCACACCCACUUCUCACAGGCGCUGAGUGGAGGCGCAGCUGGGCUGUACCACCCUCCCUCGGCAAGGUGCUGCCC
Dipodomys ordii (Ord's kangaroo rat) is the source of this 1118-nucleotide messenger RNA. RefSeq names its product malonyl-CoA decarboxylase (gene Mlycd). Lineage: Eukaryota; Metazoa; Chordata; Mammalia; Rodentia; Heteromyidae. The record is from RefSeq and is a predicted model, not a curated record. Gene Ontology annotation, molecular function: malonyl-CoA decarboxylase activity. The transcript is spliced from 4 exons. The coding region runs from base 40 to 990 and encodes 316 amino acids. Gene Ontology annotation, cellular component: mitochondrial matrix; peroxisomal matrix. Gene Ontology annotation, biological process: malonyl-CoA catabolic process; positive regulation of fatty acid oxidation; fatty acid biosynthetic process.